Messenger RNA from Coregonus clupeaformis (lake whitefish), 2506 nucleotides. Its product is annotated as 5'-AMP-activated protein kinase subunit gamma-1-like. Bases 851 to 2200 code for a protein of 449 amino acids. The transcript has 14 exons. The record is from RefSeq and is a predicted model, not a curated record. Lineage: Eukaryota; Metazoa; Chordata; Actinopteri; Salmoniformes; Salmonidae.
UCUGUAGAGAGGCAGAACAGUGCAAAAUAGAGCAGAGAGCGGGAGAGCGAGACAGUCCUACCAAAACAGAGCAGAGAGGGGGAGAAGAGGAGCAAAGUGAAAUUCAGCAGAGCGAGAGGAAGAGAGUCUGUGUGUGCUGUGCUACACUGUGCAUCAUCACUUGGGAGUGUUGGACCUAGUCUCACAGAGGACGUGUGGAAAUUCCAUCUUUCUUUCCCUGCGUGUUCUCCAGCGAACAUGUGAGCUGCCACAGACACCAAUACCCUGACAGCUCUCUGGACUCACUGAGACAUUUUAAUGAAUGAGCUUACAGAAAGAAGAAGAGAUCCUUAACUUUCCAAGAAAUACAAGCAUGAAGACCAACCAUGUCUAAAUGACAGAUGGCACAUCAAUGGGAAGGAGAAGAGGCAACUCUUAACCAGAAGAACAGAUCUACUCAGGAGAACAAAAGCAACCUUAAUCUAAGAUAGCCCAUUGACUGAAGAGGGCCCUCCAGACCAAAGCACAUCCUCCUAGGAAAGGUUCAGCUCUUUCCAGAAUACCAACACAAAGCCAUCCAGAGCUAGAAGAGUAGCCUUGCACAAGAGACUUUCAGUAAGCACCUGACUGGUUGGGAAAGACCCUUCUCCGGACAUAUCUUUAAUUUCAUUUUGGCACAGAUCUUGUCAUUUGACACCGAUCUUUAGCUUUAUUCAAUUUACAAACAUGCAUCAGGCGGAGUAACAGGAGUAGCUAUUUCGUCACACAUCUGAGUAGUGGUGGUGGUGCCCUACAGUGUGACUCGUCCCAGUCCCGGAUGGUCAUGGUCCAUAUUGGGUGUUGAAACCAUCGCUUGAACCCGCUGGUGUCCAUGAAGAGGUUUGGCAGCCUGAGGAGGAGUAAGAAGCGGAAGCAACAGGACCUGCUAGUGGCAGGAAGAUGCCAGCCAGAGCCACCAUGUAUGCCUGUCUCCGGCCUCUCGUCUUCCCCCACCCCACCCAGCACCCCCACCCAGGCCCCCAGCCUGCAUAUGCUGUUCCCCCAGGAGGUCCACCAGAGUGCCCCAGAGCGCCUGGACCACUCCCUCUCAUCACCCCCACCAGACACCGGACAGGGCCUCAGCCUACCGUCCUCUGCCAAGCCCCCCAUGCCCUCCUCCUCUCCGAUACUCUACACUUUCCCACUGCCCCAAGCUACCUCACAGCCAAAUUUCUACGGUUUAUUCGAAGGCAUGCUGGAGAAACUUGAACUUAACGAUGAUGGUGUUGCUGCUGAACCAGAGAGUGAUAUUUACAUGCGCUUUAUGAAGUCCCACUGCUGCUACGACAUCGUUCCCACCAGCUCCAAGCUGGUCGUGUUCGACACUGGCCUACAGGUAAAGAAGGCGUUCUUUGCCUUAGUGGCCAACGGGGUGCGUGCUGCCCCACUAUGGGAUUCAGAGAGGCAGUGUUUUGUGGGAAUGUUGACAAUCACAGACUUCAUCAUCAUACUACACAGAUACUACAAGUCACCGUUGGUGCAAAUAUAUGAGUUGGAAGAUCAUAAGCUUGAGACAUGGAGAGAAGUAUAUUUGCAAGAGACAUUCAAGCCUUUAGUGAACAUAUCACCUGAAUCAAGCAUAUUUGAUGCAGUGUAUUCCCUCAUCAAAAACAAGAUCCACCGGCUGCCUGUCAUCGACCCUGUGACGGGGAACCCACUUUACAUCCUCACACACAAGAGGAUCCUCAAGUUCCUACAGCUCUUUGUGCGUGAGAUGCCCAAGCCGGCCUUUAUGAAGCAGACUCUAGGAGAGCUGGGCAUCGGCACCUACAAGAACAUAGCCUUCAUCCACCCUGACACACCCAUCAUCAAGGCCCUGCAGAUCUUCGUAGAGAGGAGGGUGUCUGCCCUGCCUGUGGUGGACGUAUCUGGGAAAGUGGUGGAUAUUUACUCCAAAUUUGAUGUCAUAAACCUGGCAGCAGAGAAGACGUAUAAUAACCUAGACAUCACAGUGACCCAGGCUCUGAGGCAUCGCUGCCAGUACUUUGAGGGGGUCAUGCAAUGCCACAAGCUGGAUACACUGGAGACUAUUGUGGACAAGAUUGUCAAAGCAGAGGUCCAUCGGUUGGUAGUGGUGGAUGAGCGCUCGGCCAUCGAGGGCAUCAUCUCCCUGUCUGACAUCCUGCAGGCCUUGGUGCUCAGCCCAGCAGAUGCCUGCAGAGAGGAGGGCCUCCUGGAGUGAGAGGGGGGUCUACUGCAGCUGGAAUCACAGAGGCUGUUCUAAAAUAUAGAACUUGUAUUCUACAGGUAGCUGCUAAAAUAAAGGAAACACUUAGGGAUACAAAGUAUAUUGAAAGCAGGUGCUUCUACCCAAGUGUGGUUCCUGAGUUAAUUAAACAAUUGACAUCCCAUCAUGCUUAGGGUCAUGUAUAAAAAUGCACAGUUGGCCAUUAUUUUGGUACCAUAGCUAAAAGAAGAGAGCUCAGUGACUUUGAAAGAGGGGUCUCAAAGAGGCAUGGGGAGUUGAUAGUGUGUGUGUGUCUGUCAC